Messenger RNA from Notechis scutatus (mainland tiger snake), 1306 nucleotides. The record is from RefSeq and is a predicted model, not a curated record. NCBI's taxonomy places the organism in Eukaryota, Metazoa, Chordata, Lepidosauria, Squamata, Elapidae.
AACGGGGUGGAGGGAAGGAGGGAAAGGGCGUAACCAGGAAGCACUGUGAAAGUGCCUUGCCCUGGAAGAGCAUCGACUUUCGCCUCUCCGCCGAUCAUGGCUGCUAACAACCCGGGCAUCGAGUUAGAUCUUACAUGGCUUGCACGGGUUCGGGUGAAUCACCCAGCUGUUCUAAAGCGGGCAGCGCAGAUUGAAACACAACGGUCCAUGAAAAAGAAUUGGCUGGCAGCUUGGCUUUUGAGAGCCGUCACCUGCAUAGACCUCACCACUCUUUCUGGAGAUGACACCCCGUGCAGUGUUUGCCGAUUGUGCCACAAAGCCAAACGUCCCAUCCGAGAGGAUUUGUUACAAGCCUUGAAAAUGGGCGAUAAAGGCAUCACCACAGCAGCCGUUUGUGUCUAUCCGGCUAGAGUAGCUGAUGCUGUUAAGGCUCUCAAAUCUACUGGCUGCCACAUCCCAGUAGCUUCAGUGGCAGCUGGAUUCCCAGCAGGACAGACACCUUUAAAAACCCGUUUAGAGGAGAUCCAGUUAGCCGUGGAAGAUGGGGCCCAAGAGAUUGAUAUAGUCAUUAAUCGAACCUUUGUACUCACAGGCCAAUGGGAAGGGUCCGAUUUUAUCAAGACAUCUACCGGAAAAGAAGCGGUGAAUGCUACUUUCCCAGUGGGGCUGGUCAUGGUGAGAGCUAUUAGAGACUACUACUGGAAAACUGGCUAUAAGGUUGGAUUCAAGCCUGCAGGAGGCAUUCGCAAAGCCAAAGAGGCCUUGAUCUGGCUUUCCCUGAUGAAGGAGGAAUUGGGAGAGGAAUGGCUGAAACCAGAACUCUUUCGCUUGGGUGCCAGCACUUUGCUGGGAGACAUCGAAAGACAGAUUUAUUAUCACGUGACUGGCAGAUACCCAGCUUCCUAUGACCUGCCCAUGGCUUAGAUCAGUGACGGAUUUAUGCUGUGAAAGAGAGAAAGAAUUAAACCAACAAUGUCCUGGAUUAUUUCCAUCAGCCUUCCCUGAAACCACCUCCUUACUAAGUGCUUUACAAAACGGAUUAAAACUGUGGUGCCUCCAUUUCACAGUUUCAGCGUUCUUAGCAAAGCCCAAGGCCCAGGUGAACCAAUGGAGAAAAUCUGUGAAUGUUGAAAAUUUCUAGUAUUAAUUUUUUUGGUAACUGCACACAUUGACUUCCACCUGAAUUUCAAGAAACAACCCGGAAAUGAUUAUUUUAGGGUGAAUUUUGUACUUGAAAUUAAGCAUUUGUGAAUUGUUAUAUAUAUAUAUAUAAAUAAAGUAUACCAAAAUCUGAUGAUGAGCAGUA